AUGGAGCCUCCCUCAGUCCCUCUCUGCAUAUGGCAUGUCCCCUGGCUUGGACUCCUGCUCAGAGCCUCACUUUUAACUUUCUGGAACGUUCCUCCCACUGUUCAACUCACUAUUGACUCAGUGCCACCUCAUAUUGCUGAAGGGAAGAACAUUCUUCUACUUGCCCGUAAUAUGUCAAAGAAUUCUCUAGGCUUUCGCUGGUGCAAGAGUGAAAGUGUGAUCAACAACCAUGAAAUUGUACUAUAUGAAAUGCGCAGUCGUACAUGGCACAUAGGACCCGGCUUCGUUGGAAAAAAGACAGUAUUCUAUAAUGGAUCCCUGUUGCUCCUGAACAUGACCCAGAAGGACACAGGAGUCUAUGUGAUACAGACUGUAGCUGAAGACUUUACUUUUGAAGAGGCAUCUGUGCAGAUUCAUGUACACCAUCUGUCGAACGUACUUGCCUAUUGGGCCAGACUUCCAGUCGAGUUCCUGCUCCCUACCUUCUCUCAGGUGGAUCUGCAUUUGAAAACAUCUGCCUACAUCCCAGAUCAGUAUAUGGUCCUCAAAAGCACCACAAAGGGCAACCUUCUCUCUGCUCUCUGCAUAGCACUGUUACCACAAGCAACAACUCCAAAUCCCUGGAAGUUAGCCCAAAUGUCCCCAUUGCAUCCCACUGAAAAUCAUAUUUCCACCCAGGGACAAACUUCAGCCUCUGCUGCCACACAUAUUCCAACCCACCUGCCUUAUUCCCGGGAAGCUCCGGCCGUCCUCGAGUUCUUUAUCCCUGACAUCACUGCCAAUAAUAGCACAUCCUAUAUCUGCCUCAUCUUUAACUCCUCCACUGCACUGAGCACCUCAGCCAAGAAAAUUAAAGUCCUUGGGCCAGUGACACAGCCCUCCAUCGAAGCCACCAACACCACCGUCAAAGAAAAGGGCUCUGUGGUCUUCACUUGUCACUCCAGUGACCCUGGAGUCUCCACCCAGUGGAUCUUCAACAAGCAGAAUCUGCAGUUUACAGAGAGGAUGACGCUGUCUCAGAACAACAGCAGGCUCAGCAUAAACCCUGUCAAGAUGGAGGAUGCCGGGGACUAUCAGUGUGACGUCUCCAACCCAGUCAGUUCCAAGAAAAGUCACCCAGUGCCCCUGGCAGUCAUCGUUGAUCCAGAGCAAGGAAGUUCUGGCCUCUCAAGCUGGGCCAUUGCUGGCAUCGUAGUUGGAGUUUUGUCUGGAGUGGCUCUGAUGGCUGCCGUGGCCUGUUCCCUUUAUUUCCAGAAGAAUAGCAGGGGAAGUGACCAGCAUGAUUUCACAGAGGACACACCUUCAGCCUCCAACUGCAGUCCAGGCCCCUCUGACAAGUCUCCUGACAAGGUGGAUGGAGUUGCAUAUUCUGUCGUGAACUUCAAUGCCCAACAACCAACACAGCCAACUCCAGUCUCGCCAUUGAUGCCAUCCAUAGAAGUGGUUUAUUCAAAAGUGGAAAAGAAGUGA
Messenger RNA from Nannospalax galili (Upper Galilee mountains blind mole rat), 1470 nucleotides. Its product is annotated as carcinoembryonic antigen-related cell adhesion molecule 1-like. Gene Ontology annotation, molecular function: protein tyrosine kinase binding. Gene Ontology annotation, cellular component: plasma membrane; cell surface. The record is from RefSeq and is a predicted model, not a curated record. Gene Ontology annotation, biological process: regulation of immune system process; signal transduction. Lineage: Eukaryota; Metazoa; Chordata; Mammalia; Rodentia; Spalacidae.